UUUCUUCAACAAUACAGUCAUUUUCAAUCAACCUUGGAAGUAUUUCGUUUGACACCAGGAGAAUUCAACAAAAGUCUUGAUGAAUCACUUAUGUUUCUUGCCCAGGUAUAAAUAAAUAAAAAUAAUUUGGAACUUGUAAACAAUUAUAUUAACAUUAAAUCGAAUUUCAUCAAUAUUUAUAAUUAACAAAAAGAUUUCAAUAUGUCGAAAAAUAUAUUAAACAAAUUACUUGAUAACAUUUCUUGUCGUGAUAAUGUUAUAAAUAAUUUAUACUCUUUAAUCGGUCAUAAAGAUGAGCCAUUACCAGCAAAUAUUUUUGUACACGGUCACAUUGCAACUGGUAAAUCAUUGGUCAUUGAAACAAUGAUCAAAUAUCUUGAUUAUAAACAUUCAAUAAUAAAUUGCAUUGAACAUUCAAAUGUACGUCAUAUUUACGAUUAUAUUUUAAUGGAAUUAUCAUCAUACAAAUUAGACUCAACAAAUUCAUUUAAAUACAAUGCAAAAUGUGAUAAUUUCAUGGAUUUUAUUAACAAUUUAAAGACAAUAUUUAACAGUGAUAAUAAUAAUGAAAAUAUAAUUAUUGUUCUUGAUAAAUGUGAGCGUUUAAGAGACAUUGAUUUGAAUGUAUUAAAUGGAUUUAUGAGAUUGCAAGAGUUGACAAAUUUAAAUAUUUGUAUUAUCAUGAUAAGUGAUGUUAUUUGGGAAAAAUAUAGAGUUAAAAUUGGCGCAAUUGAGCCAUUAAGAAUACAUUUUUCACAAUAUACUAAAGAUGAAAUGUCAAAAAUAUUAUUAAAAUUAAAAAAUAAUGAUUAUAAUGAUGGUUUUUAUAUGAAUUAUCUUAAUUUAUUUCUAUCAGUAUUUUAUAGAUUCUGUAGAGAUAUUAAUGAGCUACGUUAUAUGGCAAAUAUAAAUUUUUUAAAAUACAUUGAACCAAUUAAAAAUGGUACUUGUAAUGAAAAUAAUAUAACAUUAUUAUGGCGUAAUAUUUCAAAUGUAUUAAAGACAAAUCUUGAAGUAAUUUAUUUACGUGUAUCAAGUAAUGAUUUUCAUGAAAGUACAAAGUUAAUUAGUGAAAUUGAAUCAACAACUAAAUUAGCAUUAAGUUUUGAAUUACCAUAUUAUGCAAAAUACAUGUUAAUUGCAGCAUAUUUAGCAUCGUAUAAUCCAGUUAAAGAGGAUAAACGUUUAUUUUUAAAAAUAAGUAGUAAAAAAAAGAAAACAAAACGUAAUAAUAAUGUUAAUUGUAAAAAAAUUACAUUUAAUACACAAUGUGGUCCAAAAAAUUUUGCAAUUGAUAGAAUGCUUGCUAUUUUUUGUACAAUUAUUGAUGAAAAAAUUGAUGUUAAUGCUAAUUUACUUGCACAAAUUCCAACAAUGUGUCAGCUGGGUUUGUUGGCUGUUGUUGGUGAUGCAACAUUGGAUGAGCCAAAAUUUAAAUGUUGUAUUAAUCUUGAUUUUGUAACAGUUGUUGCUAAAACAGUUGGAUUUAAUAUUAAGAAUUAUUUAUAUGAUUUUAAUCAUCAUUAAUUUAUUAGUUUAUAA
Messenger RNA from Aphidius gifuensis, 1542 nucleotides. It is a transcript of the gene Orc5, whose product is annotated as origin recognition complex subunit 5. The record is from RefSeq and is a predicted model, not a curated record. Bases 202 to 1527 code for a protein of 441 amino acids. The transcript is spliced from 2 exons. Lineage: Eukaryota; Metazoa; Arthropoda; Insecta; Hymenoptera; Braconidae. Gene Ontology annotation, molecular function: DNA replication origin binding. Gene Ontology annotation, biological process: DNA replication initiation; DNA replication. Gene Ontology annotation, cellular component: nucleus; nuclear origin of replication recognition complex.